ACGCAACACGAGCCUGAAUCGUCCUUCCGCAAGCUCGCCUUUGCAGUACCCGAAGCCCCACGCGCCCCCUCCUCGUCUCCCUUCCUCCCGCCUCCCGGUGCCCCUACUGCAGAUACAGCUUUUCUGCGCGGUGGUCGGGAAGCCCAGCCCCGGCCAGCCAGCUGCUCCCGGCAUCCUUCGCCGCCUUGCGCGUCACAUGACGGCGGCGGCUCCGCACGAUCCCCAGGCAGCUGUCCGCCCCCGGGCGGGGCUGGCCGCACGCCGCAAUCCUACCGGCUACUGCGGCUGCAGCGGGGGCGGUGGGUGGCUUCCAGGGCACCGGCGGCCGCGGCCCGGACUCCGCGGUGGGCGAGCGCCCUGCGAGGUGACCAUGGAGGCUGGUGGCCUCCCUUUGGAGCUAUGGCGCAUGAUCUUAGCCUACUUGCACCUUCCCGACCUGGGCCGCUGCAGCCUGGUAUGCAGGGCCUGGUAUGAACUGAUCCUCAGUCUCGACAGCACCCGCUGGCGGCAGCUGUGUCUGGGUUGCACCGAGUGCCGCCAUCCCAAUUGGCCCAACCAGCCAGAUGUGGAGCCUGAGUCUUGGAGAGAAGCCUUCAAGCAGCAUUACCUUGCAUCCAAGACAUGGACCAAGAAUGCCUUGGACUUGGAGUCUUCCAUCUGCUUUUCUCUAUUCCGCCGGAGGAGGGAACGACGUACCCUGAGUGUCGGGCCAGGCCAUGAGUUUGACAGCCUGGGCAGUGCCUUGGCCAUGGCCAGCCUGUAUGACCGAAUUGUACUCUUCCCAGGUGUGUACGAAGAGCAAGGUGAAAUCAUCUUGAAGGUGCCCGUGGAGAUUGUAGGGCAGGGGAAGUUGGGUGAAGUGGCCCUGCUGGCCAGCAUUGAUCAGCACUGCUCAACCACACGCCUGUGCAACCUCGUCUUCAUGCCAGCCUGGUUCUCACCCAUCAUGUAUAAGACAACAUCAGGUCAUGUCCAGUUUGACAACUGCAACUUUGAGAAUGGGCACAUCCAGGUCCAUGGCCCAGGUACUUGCCAAGUGAAGUUCUGUACCUUCAAAAACACCCAUAUCUUCCUGCACAACGUGCCCCUGUGUGUCCUGGAAAACUGUGAAUUUGUGGGCAGUGAAAACAACUCUGUGACUGUUGAGGGUCACCCAUCUGCAGAUAAGAACUGGGCCUACAAGUAUCUACUAGGGCUCAUCAAGUCCUCGCCCACUUUUCUCCCCACAGAGGACUCUGACUUUUUAAUGUCCCUGGACCUAGAGAGCCGGGACCAGGCCUGGAGCCCAAAGACCUGUGACAUUGUUAUCGAGGGCAGCCAGAGCCCUACCAGCCCAGCCUCUAGCUCCCCAAAGCCAGGCUCCAAGGCUGGCCCACAGGAGGCAGAGGUGGGUAGUGAUGGUGAAAGGGUGGCCCAGACUCCAGACAGCAGCGAUGGAGGCCUGAGUCCCAGCGGUGAGGAUGAAGAUGAGGACCAGCUGAUGUACAGACUAUCCUACCAAGUGCAGGGCCCAUGCCCUGUAUUGGGGGGCUCAUUUCUGGGCCCACCUCUACCAGGAGCAUCCAUUCAGCUGCCCAGCUGCCUAGUGCUGAACUCACUGCAGCAGGAGCUGCAGAAGGACAAGGAGGCCAUGGCACUGGCCAACUCUGUGCAGGGCUGCCUCAUCCGCAAGUGCCUCUUCCGGGACGGGAAGGGAGGCGUCUUCGUCUGCUCCCAUGGCAGAGCCAAGAUGGAAGGAAACAUCUUCCGGAACCUGACUUACGCAGUGCGGUGUAUACAUAAUAGCAAGAUCAUCAUGCUCAGGAACGACAUUUACCGCUGCCGAGCGUCAGGCAUCUUUCUUCGCUUGGAGGGCGGUGGCUUGAUUGCCGGCAACAACAUUUACCACAAUGCAGAGGCUGGUGUAGACAUCCGGAAAAAGUCCAACCCACUCAUACUGUGUAACCAGAUCCACCACGGCCUUCGCUCUGGCAUUGUCGUCCUUGGCAAUGGGAAAGGCAUCAUCCGGAACAAUCAAAUCUUUUCCAAUAAGGAGGCUGGCAUUUACAUCCUGUACCACGGAAACCCCGUUGUGAGCGGGAACCACAUCUUCAAGGGCCGUGCUGCCGGCAUAGCAGUGAAUGAGAACGGCAAAGGCCUCAUCACAGAAAAUGUCAUCCGUGAGAAUCAGUGGGGAGGUGUGGACAUCCGCCGUGGAGGGAUCCCCGUUCUCAGGAGUAACCUCAUCUGCUUUGGCUAUUCAGAUGGUGUGGUUGUGGGAGACGAAGGCAAAGGCCUCAUAGAAGGAAAUACCAUCUACGCUAACAAGGGCUGUGGUGUGUGGAUGAUGUCGUCCAGCCUCCCCCAUGUCACCAGCAACCACGUCAGCUACAAUGGCCUGUAUGGAGUGGCAGUAUUUAGCCAGAAGGAUGGCUCCAGCGAGUUACCUCGAGGCCACAGGGCUCAAGAGAACUUCAGCGAGGAUGGGGAUGCCAUCCUCUGGGAGACAGAGCUGGAGAAGGAGGAUGACCCACUGCGCCGGCCCAUCACCAUAGCUCUUGUUGAGUCUAACAGUAUUAAUCACAAUGGAGCCUCAGGACUCUAUGUCCAGAGCAGCGAGGCACUGCAUGUCAUCACCAAUGUGAUCCACGCGAAUGGGGACAGAGGCAUUACUGUGGCCCAGAGCAGCCAACCCACUCGAGUGGCCAACAACAGCAUCUCCUGCAACCGGCAAAGUGGGGUCAAGGUUGAGGCCCAGUGCAAAGUGGAGCUCCGGGGCAAUGGUAUCUAUGACAACAGAGGCCACGGCAUUAUCACCAAGGGCGACAGCACCAUCGUCAUUGAAAACGAUAUCAUUGGCAACCGGGGCAGCGGGCUGCAGCUGCUGCCCAGGUCCGACACUAAAGUAAUAAAGAACCGGAUCCACUCGUUCCGGGCCUACGGCAUCGCAGUGCGGGGCCGUGCCAAGGCCCUGGUGCAGGAAAACAUCAUCUUCCAGGGCAAAACCAGUAAGACCAUCUUUCAGCAGAUCUCAAACAACCGAGAAUGCAUCAUGCAAAACAACAAGUUCCUGGUCUUCAAGAAAAAGUCUGAUACGUGGCGCCUGGUGAACCCACCAGCACGGCCCCACCUUGAAAAUUCUCUCAGACGUCCCUCGGCAGCCCACAAUGGGCAGAAGGUGACAGCCAUGGCAACGAGGAUCACAGCCCGGGUGGAAGGUGGUUUCCACAGCAACCGCAGUGUCUUCUGCACCAUCCUGUGAGGACACAGACCUGCUUCAGGGCCAAGCCUGGAUGGGUGCUCAGAGGAGCUAAGGUGGAAAUAGUGCCUGAGAAGACUCCGCCCCUCCCCCUCCCCCUCGAACAAAUGGGUCCCAGGCCUCCAAAACACGGUACCUCCAGAACACUUCAGCUCCACAGCCCAUAGCAAGAAGAAAGUGGGCAAUGUUUUUCAGGGAGAAGGGAUAGAAGCUGGUGGGUUUCCAGUCACUCAGUCUAUAAAGAUUGUGAAGAGCUGGGGAAGCUCAAAUGCUGAAGCUUUUGGUCAUGAUUUUCUCUGAGUUCUAAGGAACCGUGUUUUACACACAGCAAACCCAGACUCUUCUCAGGAAAGAGCAGAUUUACUUCUGAUGGCGGGAAGUGGUUCUAGUGAGGUGGAGAGAGACAACUGCUCCAGAAUUUUCCCCUUUGCUAGACCUGUCUCCCUCUCAAUCCCUCCAGGGACCCCACCACACCCUCCCAGCUGUCUUUGGAGGCUGGAGGAGUUGAGUUUGGUUGACUUGAGGACUUGGACAUGGACCUGGGAGGGAGGAAGGACCUGGGAACAACAGGAGGCCCCAUGGAAAGGCUGCCCCAGGGAUGACAAGAGGGACACGCUGAAACGGGUGGGGCUGCAGCGUGCAGGCAGGUGCUAGGCUGGGUGGGCAGGGAUGCACAAGGCUCUACUCCAUCCCCAGAGAGCUCCCAAACGCAGGAGGAUUCAAACCCCAUGUGAGCGCGCCCACACCAGCCGCCCCUCCUGAGCACCAGCCUGUUCAGAUGGGGGUACCUGGGCCUCUCGUUCGCAUCUGUGUUCUCAUGGCUGACCCUCCCAAGCCUGCCCACUCUGUGCCUUGGCUCAUGCUCUUUCCUCCUCCCGGCCAGCAUGCCCUUCUCCCCCAUCGCCGUGUCCCCGUUCCUCAAGGGUUAGCCGAGACACUGCCACCUCCACAUAGCUCUCCCUGCUCUUUCCGCCUCUGGGCCUCAGUGGCCUUUCUCUGCUCCCUCUCAGGGUACUGAGCACUUUCUGCCUUGUCCUGGAGCUCUCUGGGUCUAUAGCCUGACCCCCCACUCACCUGUGUGCUCCCCGUAGGUAGGGCCACAUCUGACUGUGUCCCCAGAUCCCAGCCUGGGGCUGGGGUAGGAUUAGUGGCCUGAGUGAGGAGAGGAAGGCCAGCUCCCAGAGGACUUUACUGAACCGUACUGUGAAUAUGUCCAAGUCCCAAAGCCAGGCGAGCUCAGACCCCACUGCUUGAGGAACGGGGCUGGAUGCAGGGUCAGCUUAGCCUGAACAAUCCCCUCCCACUCGGCCUUUCCUGUGGGGCCUUCACCAGCCUGCUGGGGUCACUGUCGUGCACUUGGCUGCAUGGCUGGUUCUAUUGGCCCUAGGUGCUGCUCUGUUGGGUGGGAUGGGAGGGGGUAGAGGGAGCCAGGAGCACUGGGUUCUCCCUGAGAACAUUGGGCACAAGAGUACUGGCCUCUUCUAUCCCUGGCACUGUCCUUUGCACUUGUUUGGUGGCCCCAAUGUGAGUCGCUGUACAAAAUGCUGCCUUUACUAUUUUCUAAGAAAUGACUUUUCUGUGAACCAACAGUAACAAAAACCUCAGUAACCAAAAUAAAGUUCUAUAUUUUAAAAAAGGCA
This is a messenger RNA of Pongo pygmaeus (Bornean orangutan), 4878 nucleotides long. RefSeq names its product F-box protein 10 (gene FBXO10). Gene Ontology annotation, biological process: ubiquitin-dependent protein catabolic process; regulation of apoptotic process. The transcript is spliced from 11 exons. The record is from RefSeq and is a predicted model, not a curated record. The coding region runs from base 197 to 3241 and encodes 1014 amino acids. Lineage: Eukaryota; Metazoa; Chordata; Mammalia; Primates; Hominidae. Gene Ontology annotation, molecular function: protein binding.